This is a messenger RNA of Panicum virgatum (switchgrass), 1077 nucleotides long. Its product is annotated as auxin-responsive protein SAUR50-like. The transcript has a single exon. Lineage: Eukaryota; Viridiplantae; Streptophyta; Magnoliopsida; Poales; Poaceae. The coding region runs from base 134 to 520 and encodes 128 amino acids. Gene Ontology annotation, biological process: response to auxin. The record is from RefSeq and is a predicted model, not a curated record.
ACCACCACCGGUCGGUCGCCAGCCGAGUUCCAAGUCCGAGUGCUCAGUUCAGGCCUCAGGCCUCAGGCUCAGCUCGCUCUCCGUCCGUGUCCUAGCUCGCUGAUCAUCGAUCAAUCCAGAGACCUGCCGGGCAAUGGCGAUCAAGAAGGGCGGCGCGGCGGCGUCGGGGCUGAAGCAGAUCCUGCGGCGGUGCUCGAGCCUUGGUCGCCGGCAGCAGCAGCAGCAGCAGCAGCAGCACAGCGAGUACGAGGAGGAGUACAACGACGAGGAGGAGGAGGCGUCCGGGCUGCCGUCGGACGUGCCGCGGGGCCACUUCGCGGUGUACGUGGGCGAGCGGCGGCGGCGGUUCGUGGUGCCCAUCGCGCUGCUGGACCGGCCCGAGUUCCGGACCCUGCUGCGGCGCGCCGAGGAGGAGUUCGGGUUCGCCGGCGCCGGGGCCGGCGGCAUCCUCGUGCUCCCCUGCGAGGAGGUCGCCUUCCGCUCCCUGACCUCCGCCCUCGCCUGCGCCGGCGCCCGGUGAGCGCGCGCGCCACUCCCGCCGCCGGCGCACGGCAUCCUCCUGUGGCUAGCUAUUCGUUCGAUUCCCAUUGAUUUGGCCGGCCCGGCUAGCUAUACCUCGCCGGCGAAGUAUAAGUAUGUAGCAAUCACACGUGUACCGUGAAGGUUAAUGCAUGGUGUGUGUAAAUAUGGAGAGGAUUAGAGAAGACCAAGUUAGUGGUGCAUGCGCGGAGGAUUAUAUUAGCGCGCCCCCGCCCGACCGCCAUUGGAAUUUGGAGAGCAUCCAUCGAAGAAGAUGGAGAGGACGCGCGCGGAGAAGAUGAUCAGGUUUGAGAUCGAGAUCGAGGUGGCAUUAGCUUUGAUGAUGGAUUAUUGGCUAGUAAAAAGAAGCAUCUGGCCGCGAGCUGCUGCUAGCUAGCUUGUGCGUUGUUGUUUGUGAUGGGUUGUACUUCCUGGCCUCCUGCUCCUGCUAGACACGCAUGGGUAGGAGGGCCAAGUGAACGAACCGUCAUUAACCCUUUUUUUUUUCUGUAUACACGCAAAGAUAAGAUGUUGCCCGGGUAGCUGCCCAGAUCAUCA